UUUAAUUGUGUUUCAGACAUCUACCAACAUGUUGUAACAUUUUUGUGUACAAAGUUAAACUAAUAAUUAAUGAAAUGGAUAAAUCAUCCUUAGGCUCUGCUGGGUCUUCUCCAGCUGGGAAUUUAAUUCAAGUAAAAAGCAAAUUUCUAGCUGAAUUUCGACGAUUUCAUCUUGAUCCAGAACAAGACAAAUUUCAAGAUUUACAUCAAAGAAUCGAAUCACUUCAUCAAAUUCAUCACGUCGAUUUUAUUGUGACUUACACCGACCCACUUCAUGGUGAUUUGUUGCCAAUAAAUAACGAUGAAAAUUUUGCAAAAGCGAAAAAAACGUCAAGUACUUUGCUAAGACUGUAUAUUCACAAACGAGAGACUUUUAACUUACAAAAUGGUUUUGGCCAAUCAACCGUUAGAAAAAAGAAAGGAAAAAAAUUACCACCAAUUAUAAGUUAUCCAGAAGAUUUUCGUCCGGUUUCCGCAAUCAUCGAUGUGGAUAUUCUACCAGAAACCUUACGUCGGGUGAGGCUACAUAAGCAUGGUUCAGACAAGCCAUUAGGGUUUUAUAUCCGCGACGGUGUGAGCUUACGUAUGACGAAUAACGGACUUGAAAAAGUGCCUGGAAUUUUUAUAUCUAGAUUAGUACAAGGUGGUCUGGCAGAAAUGACUGGUUUAUUAGCAGUCAAUGAUGAAGUCUUAGAGGUAAACAGCAUCGAAGUGAUGGGGAAAACGUUAGAUCAGGUCACAGACAUGAUGGUGGCGAAUAGUUCUAAUUUGAUUAUCACCGUCAAGCCUGCAAGUAUGAGAAAUGCAGUCGCAGGGAUAAAGCCUCCUUCUCGGGCUCGUUCUUACGACGAUAUUCCACGACAUAGGCAUGAAGAAGAAUCCGACGAUGAUCAGGAUGUCGUAAAAGAUAUCACUCCUGCAUCGAAGCAUGACCAAAAACCAAAAAGCAACAGUGCACGACAUCAAAACGAAAAGGUUUAUUCAAUAAAUACGACUCAACAAGGCAAAGAGCACUCUUCUCCUCAAUCUGUACCUAAUAAAACUGAAGCUUCAAAUUCUACGCAACCGUCUCCAAAAAAGUCACCGAGAGUUGGGCACAAACAUGGUAGAGACUCAGUAAAGGCUAAACGUAGAAGCCAAAUUAACACUCAAAAUGAUCUGACAUUGUAGGUAUUUGCAUCGCCGUAUCAUCCCAUGUUAUUUUGGGUAAAUGUUUUGCCAAAACGGCUUUUUGCAAUUUUUCCAUUUUAUUAUGUUUAUUAUGAUUAUAAUCCAUAGGUAGCACGGAUUCACUUACUUAUACCAGUAAUUUAUUGGUUACAUAUAUGUGUGGGAAUAAUUACAAAAAACCUAAUUUUUGAUCAAUCAUAAAAAUUAAUUGUUUGGCAUUUUCAAAAAUUCGAAUUUCACUGAAAAAUAGUUUUUCUCAGGGUACAUUCCCAGCAAAUUAUUAACUAUAAGCCCAGUGUGGUCGCAAUUAGGAUGCAGAUUAUAUCAUGCGUUGUGUGAUUGAACAUUUGAAGUUGACGUUAAAAAAUCAUCAAAAUGUAUUAUCAGCUUGAAAAUAAUUGCAUAAACUGAGUAUUUGCGAUUAUCCUCAACUAAAUAUUACAAUUUGAAGUUGUCUUCACUCUUACUACAGCAUCCUUGCAUUAGAAGGAAGAUGAGUAGUUGGUCCCACAGAAACCCAAUUAAUAGUAAAUAAUGGACAAUACGAAAUAAUUUUGAAGAAUUGAUACAAUCUUUUAGUGUCGUGUAUGGACUCUUUUAAAUCUUAGUUGCUUCCCGUUCCACAGUUGAUAAAUCCACGUUUUUUCUCUUUAAAUUAUUUGUAGUUAUUUUUUUCAAUUAUCUUGACAAAUAUGGAAUUCCACUUUAUUAUAUUGUUUUGUAGGUGCUGAAUUAUCUCUUUAAAGUGUUGUUAUUCCUCUAUAGACGUUUUGGCCAAUAUUUUAUUCUACCAAUUUUACUUAAUUAUCAAAAUAUAUCACUCAAUUUAAGCAAAUAGGAGUUCCUCAAUUCUCGGUUUAUGAGCUCUAUUUCAACCCCUGCUCAUGCUAGAUUUGCUGCUCAGAUCUGGCGCUCCAGAAGUAUGUGUACCAAUAUGUAGGUAACUAAUUUUAUUCGCCUACUUUACAUCAAGUUGUGUAAAGGGACUGAAACUUAUGGUAAGGGGGUAUAUUCACUUGGCUAACACAAACCGUCCCCAAACUCGUAAUUGAACUGAUAAAAGGGAAAUCGGAAUAAAAUUAUGGCCUAACCCUAACCUGGUACACAUACUAUGGGAGUACCCAGAUCUGUUGUCGUCAAAAAUUGUACUUCAAAAUUAAAUAUCAACUUUUUGAUUAUAAGUACCUUUAAUAAUUUUGUUAUGUUGUUUCAUUCGGUUUUUCUUCCUGUAUUCCAUUUUAAUCAUGGAAAUUAUAAUAAUAGUUUAGCUGAAGAUUAAUUGAUUAAAAUUUAGAUUAAGCGUUAAGACGAAAAAUUUCAUAAUCAAAUUUCAGGUACCGGUAUAUUUUGGAAAAAAAGCUUUCAUGUCAAAUUUGAAGUAUAUUUCUAAAUAUUGACUCCCUCAACAUGAAUCAUCAUUAAUGCAAGAUUAUUGAGAGUGGUAAAAUGUAUAAUUCCACAUUAGCUAAAAAUUAUCAUUAUUACAAAAAAAAGUAAUUCAAGCCUAAUUAGCCGUUUGUCAUCUACCUCAGUCAUUAGCAUUUUAUUUUUCAAACAAAUUGGAAAAUUGCAUUAAGUAAAUAGGAUUGCGUAGUGAUUUAAUAGUAUUACAUUAUUAUAAUUCUGUGUGACCUUUAUAAGCAAGUUUCACAUGAAUGUUGCGCAUGUGUGUUAUAUAAUAAGCAUGUGAUCAGGUCUCUUAAUUGAGUUUUCUAAAUGACAUCCAUCUUUUAUAAAAUAAUGGGUGCUCCAGAAGUAUGUGUACCAAUAUGGAAUUAACUAAUUUUGUUCGCCUACUUUACAUUAAGUUGUGUAAAGGGACUGAAAUCUAUGAACAGGGGGAAUAUUCGCUUGGCUAGCACAGACAGUCCCCAAACUCGUAAUAGAACUAAAAGAAGGAAAAUCUGAAUAAAAUCAUAGCCUAGUCCUAAUUUGGUACACACUACGGGAGUACCAAAUCAUGUGCAGAGGUUGUAUAAGAAUUGUGGAUUAGACAAUAACAAUUUUUACCAAAUUUACGGACAGAUCUGUCAUGGUAUGUCAAAGUUUUGCUCAAUUCAUUAUCGUGCUCGCGAUUUCUUGGACAUUCCUCAAAGUUUGUAUAAGCCAACUAUAGAUAUAUGUUGGUGGCCAAUGCCAAAUUGAUUACAGUUCUUUGAAUAUAUAAAUUGAUAUAUAUUCCAGGCAAAUCAUGUGUACGGUAUAUCUAAAUUUUGACAUAAGUUAUAUCAAAUCGAAAAUGGCAAAUUUGUCAAUAAAAGCAAUCAGAUAAAUAAAUUUUUGAAAAAUUAAGGAUUUCAAAUCUUAUUUUUAUCCAAAGUUUUCUGUCUACAUAAAGAUUCUUGAAACUAAUAUAAUUUUCAUUUGUUCAAAAAUAUUCAAUACAAAUACUUAUUACCUUCAAUAAUCAUGAUUUUUGAGUGACUAUAGAUGCGAAAACCUCGCUUUACUAACAUAUUUGAUAGUAAGUAUGACAAUAUGUUAAAGUUACAGUAAAACGCCCUGUCUCAAGUGAAUAUUGAUUUUUUUUUGCCACUAAUAUUAGCCUGCUUUUUCGUUGCAUUCUCAAACAUUUUUUUUUUGUUUAUUUGUGAUGAAAAUUACUUUAUCUAUAUUAGUAUUGAGAAUGCUCUCAUUUGUAUUAACAUUAACUAUUAUUUGUUCAUUAGGAAAAUAGAGUGGUUUGAAUAUUGUUUAAUUAACAGAAGUUUAAAAAUUUUCAGCAAAUUUAUUUCCUGUAAGUUUUUGUUUUCCCCAAUAUUCCCUGACAGAUAUGACUUGAAUCAUAUCAGGUCUCCAGUCAACUACCAUCUGCUAGUAUGUGUAUCACAA
Molecule: messenger RNA, 4001 nt
Organism: Styela clava
Lineage: Eukaryota; Metazoa; Chordata; Ascidiacea; Stolidobranchia; Styelidae
Product: partitioning defective 6 homolog beta-like
Biological process (GO): regulation of cellular localization; centrosome cycle; establishment or maintenance of cell polarity
Cellular component (GO): nucleus; apical plasma membrane; cell cortex
Molecular function (GO): protein binding
Source: RefSeq, a predicted model, not a curated record